This is a messenger RNA of Vollenhovia emeryi, 846 nucleotides long. RefSeq lists its product as uncharacterized. Bases 159 to 839 code for a protein of 226 amino acids. The transcript has a single exon. NCBI's taxonomy places the organism in Eukaryota, Metazoa, Arthropoda, Insecta, Hymenoptera, Formicidae. The record is from RefSeq and is a predicted model, not a curated record.
AUAACUGUUGCCUACUGGUAAGUGUAAAGGUAGAAAAUGCUAUUUUAUUAUUUUUCUCACAUGUACUUAAAGAAAUUAAAUUUUCUAUUUUUUAGUCUUUAUUAGGUUAUAAGUAUAUAUUAAAAGAACUCGUUUUCAAGAGUCUGGAAGCUUUGAAUAUGGAUUCUAACCUUGUAUUGGCUGUUAUUAUCGUACAAUUGCGGAAGUGGAGAAAAUCAUCGCUACAAUAUCGGAAAGGGAACCGGAGUAUAUUAAAACUGAUUAUGUUAUGGAAAUUUUUAAUGGAGCGUGAAAAAGAAGAAAACAAGAGGAUAUGGGUUCGCCCAAUAUUCACACAUUUGCGAAGACGUUUGCAAGGAGCCAGUGACAAUCUGGUCGUAGAAAUGCAGUUGCAAGACCAUGAAAUGUUUUACAACUACUGUAGGAUGUCUACAGAAAUGUUCGAGCAAUUGAUAAGUAUUGUUGGGCCUCUUCUUGAAAAGCAGAUUGUUAUUCGAGAUCCAAUACCGGCUCGCACACGGCUUUUAGUGUGUUUACGUUACCUAGCUUCUGGUGACAGUAUGGCUUCAAUAGCCUACGCAUUUAGAAUUGGAAAAAAUACCGUGUCAAAAAUAGUUUCUGAGACAUGUGAAAUAUUAUGGAAUUCUCUUCAUGAAUCUGUAAUACCACCACCGAACGAAGUGAUCAGUUGGUUAAAAAUUGCGGACGAAUUUGAAAAAAAAUGGAAUUUCCCACAUUGUAUAGGUGCGAUAGAUGGUAAAUAUGUUAUAAUUCAGGUGAGUUUUUGUAGAAUUUACUUGCUAUUUAUUUGUGAAAAGUGCAUGAAGAUUAAUUUCUGAUAAACUU